Messenger RNA from Hyposmocoma kahamanoa, 6051 nucleotides. RefSeq lists its product as uncharacterized. Bases 135 to 4454 code for a protein of 1439 amino acids. Gene Ontology annotation, molecular function: DNA-binding transcription factor activity, RNA polymerase II-specific; RNA polymerase II cis-regulatory region sequence-specific DNA binding. The record is from RefSeq and is a predicted model, not a curated record. The transcript has 9 exons. NCBI's taxonomy places the organism in Eukaryota, Metazoa, Arthropoda, Insecta, Lepidoptera, Cosmopterigidae. Gene Ontology annotation, biological process: regulation of transcription by RNA polymerase II.
CUUCGCUCCACCUCACCGCACAGCUGAUCAAAUGUCAAGAAAAUGGAGUUUUGUUACGCAUUUAUAAUUUCAGAUUAGGAAAAGUUACAAUAUGAAAUCCAAUAACAUUUCGUAUACAAGCUGCCUGGGUUAGAAUGGAUAGUACUGCUCCAUUUCAACCUUGGACCGCUGAUGAUAGUGCUAAAAAUGUGAAAACCGAGAGAGAACUAGCGGAUGACGCGAAACUUCAUAGAGAAAAUGUCAAUCCAAAACAUACGCAAUCUGCGUCUUACGAUAAAGAUAGUGUCGUCGCUCCCAGCAUCGUUCCAGGGUCGUCGGGAGACUCGGGGCCCGGCGCGGAGCCCACGCGCCCCAAAGACUCCAAAAUGGAUUCAGCCAAAGUCGCGUCUAUGCAACAAAUUGUCGAAAACACCCUAAGCCAAGAAGGCAGACAAAGAGUGGCACAGUUGUUAGAAGCGGUGGAAGCACUGACUGGUGCAGAAAGGCUGCUACUCUAUCUUCGGUUGCCGACUGGAGUGCCUCCGCAUGACCCUUUGAAACAGCCUGUCAAUCCUUUAGGCUCCCGAGCGGAACUUCAACAAACGGUGACAUGGAUACAAACUCAUUUGGAAGUCGAUCCCGACGUCUCCUUGCCCAAACAAGAUGUUUAUGAUGAAUACAUAGCGCAUUGUAUGAGCAGCAAUAUGAAGCCGCUGUCGACGGCGGACUUCGGCAAAGUGAUGAAGCAAGUGUAUCCGACCGUACGCCCACGUAGACUUGGCACCCGUGGCAAUUCUAGAUAUUGCUAUGCUGGUCUGCGUAAGAAAGUCAAACUGGAAGUACCACAGCUUCCUGAUUUAGGUGUCGAAUCUUCCAAGGAUGUCUGCUCUCCACCGAGGGAAUCUGAAAGGGUGGUGUGUGAAUGGGCUGAAUCUAAGCUGGGUUUGAAGUUCGCAAGUGUGGCGGAGCUGUCGCGGCACCUAAUUUCCUUAAGCGUGACACGAGCACCACCUGGUCCGGCUAGCGCUUCGCCGCCGCCGCUGCCGCAGCCACACGGUGAGUGUUAUAACGGAGACGAUGCAACCGGUCGGCAGUUGAUGAAGCAACUUAAGCGAAAGAUCACCCAACAGACGCACGGCACAGCCGGCCGACCUAAAAAGAACAAGAGUCAGGACGUUCCCGGGAUGGCGGGCGAGUCGCCGCCGUCGACGUCCUACGUGAGCCACCACACGCCCGUGAAGCACGAGAGCGAGCAGGGCGGCGAGGGCUACUAUCAGCCGUCGUACGUGCCGUACGACGUGCGUCCGUCGUUCUUCGUGGCGCCGCCCCGCGCGCACCCUCCGCUCGCGCCGCACCCCCCGCACCCGCCGCACUCGCUGCCUCCCGAGUACCGCCCCGAGCCGUAUUCCUUCGAGCCGGCGUACGCGCCGCGCGAUCUCACCCUGCCCGCAGCGGACGCGCACCACAACCUCCCCAUCAACCUAAGCUCCGACUCGUCGCUAGACCUGUCCACGGAGCGCGCCGAUUGGCAGCGACGCCGCCCACCCGAGCCGCCGCCGCACGUACAGCCUCACCCGCCGCAGUCGCUCCACCAGCAGCACCCUCAAUCGCAUCCCCACCCCCACCAACAGCCGCAUCCACCGCCGCUACACCAGCAGCCUCACCCGCAUCAACAGCAGCAGCACCCGCAGCAGCAGCAGCACCCGCACCAGCAGCAGCACCCGCACCAGCAGCAGCACCCGCACCAGCAGCAGCACCCGCAACAGACGCCGCCGCAUUCGCUGCAUCACCCGCGCCAGCCCCUCCCCGGCAAAAAGUUGAUCCUGGAGACGUACCAAAGCGAGACGCAAGGCGGCUCCCCGCGCGCGGCGCAGACGCAGCCGGAGCCCCGCGGCGGGCCGCACGUAACCGAGGACUUCCCGCGUACCGAGUACCUGCCGAAGAAAAUGCGAGCCGCAGAGAUCCUAGGUGGCAAACAUGCGGCGACGCGACACACCCUGGCCGCCGCCGCCGCCGAACCCUCCGGCUCCAGUGGUUCUACCAUCGCAUCCGCCUCGGCCUCCGGCGCCGCGAAACCACCUGUUCGUUCCGAGGUUGCUUUUUUAGAGGAUCCAAAAAACUUACCGAACCGGUCCAAAAGCACCGCCGCGGCGCUGGCCCGGGAGGAACAGGAGGCGGCGAGUCCGACACAAUCGGUGAAGGCUCCGACGCCUAAGUCCGAUCGCACCAAACUACGGAAAAUUUGCGGCCGAGUGAGGGGGCCGUCGCCGGACCGCGUGGAGUCCCCCGACCGGCCCGACUCCCCGGGGUCGUGUUGCGGCAUCGACGGGAUCAAUAUUAAGACGGGGAUGAUCUGCGAGGAGAAGCACUCGGAGAUACUCAACAGAGAGCGGGUCAUUAGUAUCUGCAACAUCGACAAGCACGACUUGGACGAUUACCUCAACGAGGGGAACAGCCAGGAACACGAGGAGGAGCUCUUGAGAUACUUCCAUCAGCGAGAGGCGGAAAACGAAGGGAACGCAACUGUCAACCCUUCCGAUGCUGCUACUUUUUUAGAAAGAGGCCAGGACCCACAAGAUGAACAUAGUCAGGGUAAAAAUGAAAAAAUAUCUCAGUUACGGGAAUUACUAGCAAAGAAUUUGAAAAACCAGAGUGGGUCUAGUACGCAAAAUUUGCCGCUAACUCAAGAUGUACCUUUGGACAAUUUUCAUGAACAACAGAUUCCCAAGGCUAGUGAAGGUGCUUUUAAGCCGGUCGUAGCUCCAAACGUGGCUGAAGUAAUGAACGGACAAAGUCUUUCUAAUCAAAUUGAAAUUAAUAGCAGUAAGCACAGUGCAUCGACGACCGAUGAGAAUGGUCCAACUUUGCCAUACGUAAAUCCUAGCGCGUCCACCAUAAUUGCGACUAGUAUUGCCGAGACUCACGUUUACAACGGGAAUUGUCACACCGAACCGCAGAGUCCGACGACCAGAACUCAGCAAUAUGACUUUGUGCCCAUUUCCGACGGAUGCCACUCGCCUGCGAAUUUCAACUCUAAAUCGCCUUUAGGGUUCGGACAAAGAGGACUUAGUCCGACAAAAAUUAAUAAACCAGUUAUAAUGGGUGGCUCGUUGCAGACUUCGCCAAUCUCACACAGCACUGCAGCGAGUCCGUUCGUGAGUCCUAGAAACACGCCAUUCCCACGAUCACGCUUGUGCCCUCGUCCUAUACCCAAGCACAAUAACCGGAAAAGACGUAACCCUCUCUCACUGGGCGUCGCCGAUCCGAACACGAAGCAAUUCGUGAUGCCAAAUGACCAAAAAUGUAUGCCCAAAUCUUCUAUAUGUGGAACAACGCUGAAAUAUUGUCAACCGAUGUCCGCACCGCCAUCGCCCAAUAUAAUAUCAUCACAGUAUAAAAGCCAAAUGUUUCAAUGCACUGUUGCUGGAAUUCCAAAUGGAUCUAACAAUAUGUGCUUGAACUUCUUGCCCAAUGUACCAUUCCAGGAUAAUGGCAACGGGGAGCUCGCACAACCAUUGUCGGCUGAUCCGCUGUCGAGCGAGGUGAGCCAGUUUUUCCAAGAGUCGAUGGUCGUAUACAGGCCUGGUCACGACACCUCGUUUAGGUCUCAAUCUGUGCCACUGAAACAAGCCAUGAACAACAUGGGAAUGUUAAGUUAUGCUAACACUCCGGUAGGAUCGGUGCCACCGACACCGGUGCCUAACGAAUUUUGCGACUUCGGUUCCCUCGCCGACACCUGCGACAUAUCCAAAGCCGGGUUAAACCCCGAAACACUCGAUAAAAUUUAUGAUGCCAUAGACAGCAGCACUGACGUACUUAAUUCUAGUGAAGCGCAAAAUCUUUUAAACUCGAACGACACUUUAAGUAACGGAUGUGACCAGCAACCCAUUCUUACUGACGAACAAUUUAAUUCCCUAAUACCGACCGACGCUGGUGAGCUACUGGACAGAAGCAAUCAGUUCAAUCAGCCUUUUGUCAAUGACAGCGCUACCACUGACAAUGUCGACGAUUUUCUGAAGCGUACCAAUAGUAUCGAGUUUGACCUGUCCGAAUUAGUUACUGAGAAAAAUAAGUACUACAUGUCACGCUCUGUGCCCAGCACGCCGUUGCCGUACAAACGCACCGCGCCCAAUUUGCAAAUAGACUCUCGACGCUCGCGGGAACUGUUUACUGCGGAAAGUUACUCGAACGUAUCGAAUGGAAUUUCUUCGAAAUCUGUGCCAUCUACACCUCAACUGGCUGAGGAGCGUAGCGUGUUUAGUUAUAGCAAUAGAGAUUUCCUUAUCAAUGGUAACUCAGUGGAAGUUUGCAACUCUGCACAGCUGCAGGGGGCGGGGGUUGUCGACAGCGACCAAGGAUUGACCUCUCCUCUUCACGACAUGUUGCGCGAUGGCAUGUUGGACCCUCUGACGCCCGCGGCCGACUUGCUAGCCGAUCUCGACAAAAUGGAUGGAACUCCUUAUGUUGACCUCUAGUCAGCUAUUCUAUUGAAAUCACCCCUGUAAAUAGUUGUAAUGUUAGUUUUGUUUCAUUAUGUUUGUACAGAUGCCGAAGUAUUGGAUAUCUUGCUGAGUACAAUAUUAUACGUAUACCUUCAAUGAAGGUGAAAGUAAGUACUUCACGCCUACCUGGAUAUUGACGUACGGGUCGCGCUCUCCCAAAAAUUGAGUCAAUACAAUGCACCACAAUAUUGUGAUAAGCAUAUUUUUAAUCAAUUACUAGAAAAUAAGCAAGCUAAAACUCGUAAGUACUCCUACUUCACAUUAUAUUGCAUAUUCAAGGAACCGUUUGCCACAGAUGCAAUGUCACCACAACGCCUUAUGAAAUAAAAAAUCUUUUUUUUUACAGAAAAGAAAUCAAUAUUUCCAUGAACAGUUAUGAAUCACCUCCGCCUCGAAAAUAUAGCGGAUUACUCAUUAAUCUACCUAAUUACGGUUUUUACCAAAUCGAAUAUAUUACUACAUAUUUUCCAAAGUCAUAGUCCUUUACUGUUCGCUCAAUAACUGCCGCUCAACUUGAUCGGUAAACAUCGUGAGUAAACGUAUAGUUUGAAAUCAUAGUACAUAGUGUGAGCUUCAUGACAAUAUCUGCGUAAUACACAGGCGUCUCUUAAUCUAAAUAGACAUCUAAGACUUGAUAUUCAUUUUGUACGACGACUAAAGUUGUGUAAGUGUGACUCGCAUCAUUUGCAUCUGAACACCCCUGCACCGACAAGUUAGUACUGACUGUAGCUAUCAUGGUAUUUGACCAGACCAAUACCUCGUGCCAAGCACGAUUAGUUAAAUUAGAUUGGUUUACUUGAGAAACUGAUACAUUGAGUAGUUUAUAGUUUAUGAAAAUGAAUUUAUUGUAAGUUAGCACAAAGAUUUAAUAUAUUUUAUUAUCAAAUAGGAAUUUUAAUGAUAUACUAAAUUUACAAAUUUUACCGCAUCAAAUGCGGAAACGGGAAAUUUUAAAUCUGCCAAUGUGGCUGCAGUGAGCUUAAAAGUAACAAAAAGAUUAGAUUCAUUGGAUAAAUGAAUUUCAGAAGAGGUCGGCCUUAGUAUCCACAGGCACUUGUAUUUUCACUGUUUGCAACACGCUCAUAAUGAGUUUAAACAGUCUUAAUUAUGAUUAGUAAUCAUUGACACAUUAAUUCGCACUUUCAAACUCAGGCCGACCUCUGGCGUAAGUGGUCCAAAGGACUAACCAGUAUGUGACUGUUGGUACGGCCUAAACAAAUUAUUAUGUGUUUUUGGUUAGUGCUUUUAGUAUUAUUGUUUUAAAACUCUCAAAAUUCUUCAUUUAUCUUCAAACUGUGCCUGAAUGACAAUCUAUACUUAACGUCUUUUGAAGAAAGCUUAAAGAGGUUGGUUUGUUAUUGCGCUAGUACAAAUAACACACUGGUUCGACAGGGAUAUACCUAUUUGUAAGUGAAACCGAAGACUGUUAUAAACUUUGUAGAUAUUUUGAACACGAAGUCAUUGAUCACUUUGUCUCGAUGAAUAGGUAUACAAUGGGUACACAACGAAGAACCUCAGUGAUCGACAGUUUUUAUUCCAAUUUGGUACAACUUACCAAAAUCGUCUAGUA